Achroia grisella is the source of this 1766-nucleotide messenger RNA. RefSeq lists its product as uncharacterized. Lineage: Eukaryota; Metazoa; Arthropoda; Insecta; Lepidoptera; Pyralidae. The transcript has 2 exons. The coding region runs from base 98 to 1756 and encodes 552 amino acids. The record is from RefSeq and is a predicted model, not a curated record.
UGGUCGCCGAGCGCCUCCGUAUCGCCGCCGCCGCCGCGCGCCCUCACCCGCAGUCCUCCCGCCGCGCCGGCUCUGCACGCUCCACGCUAGCCGCAUCAUGGUAAUGGACAACCGAAUGAGCGAAGAUAAUGAAAACGAACGUAACUCGGCAAUCUUCGUAACAAAUUUUCAAAAUGGUGAAGUCGUAAAUUAUUCGCUGGUUUUAAUCAAAGGGAUAAUAACAAGAGGAAACUCUAAUAACCAAGACAAACUGUUAUGCACAAUUACAAGCGAUGGCAUUCAUAACAAAUCACAAUGGCUUGUUUAUAAUGGAGAAUUUAAAAUAAUAUUAGAACUUAAAAAGGGGGAAAAUGUGAUUGAAUUAGAAUAUGCAGGUCAACAAAGAAAAUCUCUACUCUUGGAAUAUACACCAAGGAAAACUAAUCUCAGAGUCACCCCAAUUUACAUUAUAUGUCAAGGUCAUGACGGAUAUUUUCAGAGCCCACCUGAUGUUGACAAUUCAACCGAAAGUGCUUGCUCCCGCAUAGCAAUCUGCUCAAAACUAAUUCAAAGUAUAACAGCUGAAAAGUUAUUUGAAAGUGGUGUUGGACGAAAGACAUUUCAGCUUGAACAUGAAAUUACUAUGAAAAAACCUGAAUGUAUAAUUUUCCGAAGUAGCCUUAAUGUUAACAAGGCCAGGAAAAUGAAGCAGGCCGAGUUGUGGGCUCAUUUUGGAAGAGAGAUAAUGCUUUCAGAUUUAGGCAGCAAUGAACGAAAAUUUUUGGGAUUUAUAUCAUGUACAAGAUUUAAAGGCACUGAUAUUGAUAAGCCUAUGACUCAUGACGAAAUCGUUUCCUUAACUGAAGCAUAUGCUGCUCUAGGUGGAGGCGGAUUAGCCUUAUUUGGAACGGCUUGUUUAUAUACUUGGCCGACAUGUAUUGAGGAAAUUGUUCCCAAAUUUUUAGAUUCAACUCCAGUGAAUACUCAUAGAUUCAUGGACGAUAGUGGAUAUCGGGGGACCCUGGGCGGAUGUUUUGCAACCACUUUAGGUUCAGUGUUUCACGAAUUAGGGCAUACUUUUGAUCUCGGUCAUACAAAAGAUGGUAUCAUGGGGAGAGGAUUUGAUAAUAUUGAUCGUGUCUUUCUAGUUGGCGAAAAAAGAGCAUCUCUGGUAAAAGAUAAUAUGAACAACUAUAAUGGAAAACCAGUUCAACAUUCUACAGUAUCACUUCAGCGUAACAUUAGCGUCACAAUGAACGUAGCAGAACCACUACGAGUUUUGGGACCAAGAAGUAAAACCACGCUGGGUAAUUUUGCUUCUAUGUCGAAAUCUGAUAUAAUAAGACGAGGUCCAAAUAUUACUCCAAUUACAAGACCUUCAAGUGUAUAUUCUAGUAUAACAAAUAAGCUAUCUGAUUCUAAAAGAAAUGUUAAUAGAAUAAACGGGAAUGACUCAAUUUAUUGGACCAGGAACUGCGCAGUUUUAUUAUCUUAUCAUCGAUGGUUUAACAAUGAAUACGGCAGAGAAAGACAAGCUAUAACGAGAUAUUUGAAAUUUGAUAAAAAUAAAAUGAUGAUAAUAUCCACAGCUGGAAUCAGAAUAGUCGAAGUGCGAGAUGAAUCAAAUGGAAUGGUUUUAGAUUCUUACGAAUUUACCAAUCUGUUGCCUGAGAAAAGAUUUUUGGUACCAUUCACAUUUUCACCUAAAAGUAAAGUUUUAACUAUUGUAGUAGAAGAUGAUCUAGGAAAUGUAUUGAAACAAACAUUUUCUUAUUGAGUGGUAAUUC